Esox lucius (northern pike) is the source of this 2400-nucleotide messenger RNA. RefSeq names its product helix-loop-helix protein 2-like. The record is from RefSeq and is a predicted model, not a curated record. Gene Ontology annotation, molecular function: protein dimerization activity; DNA-binding transcription factor activity, RNA polymerase II-specific; RNA polymerase II cis-regulatory region sequence-specific DNA binding. The coding region runs from base 630 to 998 and encodes 122 amino acids. Gene Ontology annotation, biological process: regulation of transcription by RNA polymerase II. Lineage: Eukaryota; Metazoa; Chordata; Actinopteri; Esociformes; Esocidae. The transcript is spliced from 2 exons.
AGUUGGGAUCGUUUGGAUCUUAUCUCGCAUAAGCCGCGUGCUGGACACGAUAAGGUUCGGAAAACAGAAGUGGAAAGGAAGGGAUUACCUUUUGGCUUUCGAUGCACUGACUCCUCGCACACCGUGCACGAGGGCCUUUCUUAUCGCCGUCAUUUCCAUCAAGAACGGACAAAUAUCAGCACUUUCAGCACGAUCUUAUCGACAUAACAAUCUAUUGUUUCCCAGCUGGGGGUCACAAGUCACGAGAUUUUUAUCUUCUGAAAGAUAUUACAGAACCAUUGACUAUAGUGUAAUAUACCCAACAAACUGAGAUUUUAUUUAAACGGUCCAGAGAUAAACAAUAGUUUGUUUUAGGUUAUUACAUGUGCCUGUUUGAUUACACUGCUUAAAGUCUCAGAAAGUAAACAGUAAUUAAUUUUUUUGUAAGGCUGUCAACAGUAGCCUAACAUUUCUGUAAUGAUUUGGACUAAAGAAGAUGUUUUGUGAAAGAAACCAAAGGGAAUCACUGAGUUAAUUUUGGAGUUGGAGUUUACUCCAAGAGCUACCAAGACUCUAAAAACCGCUGUCUUUGCAACUGCUUGUCAAGCCCUUUUUGGAUAAGAACUGAACAAUAAAUAAAAAGACUGAAAAUGAUGCUGAGUCCUGACCAAGCUGAUUCCGACCUAGGAUGGGGACAAUCCGAUGCAGAGUCGGUGCUCAACGACCUCAAGGUCGGGUGUCUGUCCGACGAACCGAUGGAGGGGGAGGGAAAGACGAGGUCGCUGGCCCCACCGGCCCUUAGCAGAGAGGAAAAGAGAAGGAGGAGACGCGCAACCGCCAAGUAUCGCUCAGCCCACGCCACGCGCGAGAGAAUCCGUGUGGAAGCUUUCAAUGUAGCCUUCGCUGAACUGAGAAAGUUGUUGCCAACCCUUCCUCCCGACAAGAAACUAUCCAAGAUCGAGAUUCUCAGACUUGCUAUAUGCUAUAUCUCCUAUCUCAAUCACGUUUUGGAUGUCUAGUUAGGUAGAUACGGUUUCCAAAUGGGAGAAUUGGACAAGGAAAAUGGAGGGGCCAGAAAGAAAUAUUGGUGAUGUCACUUGUGAAAUCAACGAUACACGAAAGUUGCCAGAAACUAAAACGAACAGGAGAAGGGAGAAACGGAGGCUGACAUUAAUUGAUAAUAUUCCCGAGGCAUUGACAGCCUCAAUCUAAACCAUGGUCACUCACUGACCAGACAAUGCAAUAAGCGCUUUGUUGUAAAAGUCGUUUGAGUGAUAAGAUGCAAUAAUUUGAUAUGGGGCUCAGUCAAAAGAUAAUAAAUCAAAAAAUAUACUUCGCCCCUUUUCCUUAGAUGAAAUCAACACUCUCGUUGAAGGCCAAUAAAUACAUAAAUGGCGAAUACAGCCCAGAGCCUAAUCCAUACUUAUAAAGAAAAUGCCCGUUUGGUAGCCUGUUGCGUUUUGGUAAAACUGGUAAACCAGAUUAAGAAAGGAUGUGAACGAAAUGAUAGCUGCUUUAUAGACAUAGCAUAGUUGAUGUUUCCAUGAAGGAAAAAAAAGUUCAAAUGCAUAAGUGCCACUUAUUACACAUGAAAUUGUGACCUUAAUCAUUCUAAUUUAUGUCUAUGGAAUUGUUUAUUUAAAUGUGUUAAUAUUGAAGGGUAUCUAAUUUAUUUAUGUUUAUUAUAGACUAACUAACGUCUUUUAUAUAAGUGUCUAUUGUUUGUAUCAUUGUAUGCAUACUUAUCUAUUUUAGGCUGUGAUGUUGAAUUUCGAUGUUGUUGCUCUUCAAAUGGCACUUUCUGUUUUUAUAUUAUAAGUUAUUUUAGAAAUGGAAUUAGUAUGUUGAAUGUUAUAUACUUUUCGUUAUGUCAUGUCUAUUGUCUAUCAAUGGCAACAAUAAGCACUUGAUAAUUUUGGGUUGAGUAAGCGUCAACCUUCGCUUAGUUCCCAUAUGUCUAUAGGGGAAGUUAAUGAAACUUAACAUACACAGGAAAAAAAAGAAUUUGCCUACAAACGAAAGAAAUCGGAAUUUUAAUUAGUCUAUAUGAAAAGCAAAUUUUCUAAAGAAAAUCUAACGGAAUGAGAUCGUUUGUGGUAGUAUCACUUUACAAUUCUGAGGCAAACCUCUUUUGCUAUGACCAAAAAUCAUGUCAAAAUAGUCUGAUUUUUAUUAAAUGUUUUUAUUUCCUUAAAAGCUAUUAGAGGUUUUUAUUUAUGUAGACUUGUCUCUGCUUUGUAUCAAACAAACAAAAACACAAUAAGUAAUUUUAUAGCUAAGAAAAACAUCUAUCCAAAGAUUUUUUGUCUCUUCAGGGUUGUGUACUUGUUGCUUUAUGCAGAUAUUUUGUAGUAGAGUUGUUAUUGUGACAGCUGGUUUCUAAUGAACGCAUUUUUCAUAUUUUCCGGUGGUGUUUUUUUA